AAUUUCCAAGAAACCCCUGGGUUUCCUGGAAAAACACAGCACCAAAGCUAUUGCGGCAGGGGAACUACAUCUGCCGGUGUCUUUAAUGUGCUGGAAAAGCAAGUGCAGGAGUAUAAGGAAUAAACUGGACUAGGGGCCUCCUUUUCCUUUUAUCAUGAACUGGCACACUGCAAUCUACAUGUUACAUACCCCAGUGCAUGCUGUACUUCACAAGCAGAUUAUUUUUUCCCCGUAAUCCUGUGACCCCGUAUCUAUUGCAGAGUAGUUACUAGAAGAGGAAUGCAACACAGUGUGAGCCAACACAGUCGAGUCUGGAUAAACUGUGGCUAUGCAUACAACUAACAGCCAUAACUGGCUUCAGUACAGGAGGAGAUUCAGUUUAGCAUGAAGGUUAUUCCAGUUGGACAUUCCUAAACCCCACCCCCUACUCCUCCCUUCAAAGAGAUUGAAUUUCCUUUGCAUAUUUUCUUUGGAAGAGGAGCAGUAGAUGUGUGGUUGGUUGUUUCUUUUUCAGGGAGAGAGUGGAACGCUCUGUUGAGCUCUCAACGUGGAUUUACAGUUUGGUGACCGAGGAGCAAAUGAGCCUACAUCUCUCCGUGGGAGGGAAAAGACGCCACAUUUUCCAAACUAGGAUUUAUGCUUAGAUAAGAAGAAACUUGGCUUGGCUGAGGGACAGGGGGUUUCUCUUGUACCCCGGGAUCAUGGCCUGGCUGUUUGCUAGAAAUUGUUUCGCAGAAAUUGCCCCUGGAGGCAAAUUGUCCUCUUACAUAUUCAGAGCGUGGAGCAAAGGGGCUCUAAGUGCAUACAUGCCAGAGGCCACCUCUUUUCCUGGACCAAAGGACCACCACGGGUUGUACCAGGUAUCUGUGGAACAAACAGAUGCAUUCUGGGGAGCACUAGGGAGAAGCCGGCUUCUGUGGAUCAAUCCUUUUCAUUCUGUCAGUAACUGUAACCUGCAGCAGGGCCACUUGACCUGGUUCCUCGGAGGGCAGCUGAAUGUAGCAGGUAAGGAGAAAACAUGCUGUUCUUUCCGCCCCCCUGCCUCUAGGGAGGAAAUUCUAACUUCCAUAGACUGGAUCCUUUUUUUAUUAUCCAGUAUAAACACGGUAUAGAUGCGGGUGGCACUGUGGGUUAAACCACAGAGCCUAGGACUUGCCGAUCAGAAGGUCGGUGGUUCGAAUCCCCGCGACGGGGUGAGUUCCCGUUGCUCGGUCCCAGCUCCUGCCAACUUAGCAGUUCAAAAGCACGUCAAAGUGCAAGUAGAUAAAUAGGUACCGCUCCAGCGGGAAGGUAAACAGCGUUUCCGUGUGCUGCUCUGGUUUGCCAGUCAUGUUGGCCACAUGACCCGGAAGCUGUCUGCGGACAAACGCUGGCUCCCUCGGCCUAUAGAGCGAGAUGAGUGCGCAACCCCAGAGUCGGUCACGACUGGACCUAACGGUCAGGGGUCCUUUUACCUUUACCUAUAAACAUUCCAUUCAAGGUGGCAAAACACUUGAAGGAAGCUGGUGUGGGGCAUUGCAUGGAGCUGUGAUGUGCAUUCAAAUCCCUCCUCAACCUUGAAGCUCACGCCGGGUAGCCAUGGACUAGCUAACAUUUCUCAGAGUGGCUUACCCCACAGGGUUGUUGUAAGAAGAGAAUGGGGGAAGCUAUCCAUACUGUCCUGGCCUCUUUGGUGAAAGAAUAGGAUAAAAAUAUAUGUGACAAUAAUAAUAUAAUGUACAGAAAAACAAUAACAGGCCUUAAGGUGAGAUUCAUUGCCUUGUUGUUUUCUUCCAGAUCUGGGAAUUAUUUUAUUUCUUAUAGAUUAGACCAUAAUCUAUGGUCUUUGGGAUAAAAGUUCUGUCCAAAACUUCUUGCAGUGUGCCUGGUUUUUGCACCCAUGCUGGGUUCCGAACGUUCACAUUCCAGUCACACCAAAUUUGAGUCCAGGGGGCUCAGACUGACUAGAAGAGAACCACAAUAUAAUCAAAUAAUGAGUGGAAGCAUCAUGCAAGCAUGUGGAACACACCAUGUAAAAUGUGUGGUGGGAAAUAUCUGGUUUCCCAAAGCGCACUAAUGCAUAAAAUUGUUCAUUUGUUCAAGUAUGUGGCUGUUCUGUUGCCUAUUGUACACCAAAUGUUUUCCAUUUUAGCGUUCAAAGAUUUAGGGUGCAACCAUCGGCCACAUCUUUGUUUAAGAAUUCUUCUGGGACAAGAUAUUGUCCAAUUCUUUUGAGUUGCCACACUAUCUAUUAUUUAUUUAUUUCAUUAAAUUUAUAUACCGCUUAAUUGUUGUUGUUUUUUAAAGAAAAAACCCCCUCAAAGCGGCUUACAAAAAGAGUCUAGCCUGGUGCCGUAUCAAGUACCCAGGUGCGAUUCUAUAUCCUGACUGACAAUGGUCUCCCGGGUUCUAGUCCAACACUCUAAACGCUACACCACACUGACUCUGUUGAAGGGUAGAAUAUAUAUAUAUUUAAAAUACAGUAACUAAGAAAAAGGAGAUUGUAAAGUGGCAGAAAUGGAGACUCGGUGAGCAGUAACCCACACCACGAUUAACAUAAACUGUUGAACGCUAUCUAUGAUUUGCUGAGCGCCGAAGUGUCUCACAUUGUACCAAACAGCUGAUUAUUCAGCUGUGUUCAUUGCCUUAAUAACUGCUGUAGAGAGACUGGGGAUUAAGAAAUGAAUCUGAGUGUCUAGUAAACAGAAGCGUAUUUGAAAUGUAAUGGGCUGGUGGCAUUGAACCUUACUUUCCGCUACAAUUUUAGAUGGGCAAAAUGAGCAACUGAAAUAAUACAAGCUGUGAAACGAAAUAAUACAAGCUGUACAGCUAAUCUAUUACAGGAUGUACAAUCUACAAAGGUUGUGCAACUGAUGUGUUUUGGGCUGUGCAAAUAAUUAACUUGGGAUGUACAGCUUUGACUUCUGCAUAUUGAUAAUAGGUUGUGCAAUUGACCUUAGGCAGUGUUGUUGACACGGGGCAACUGCUACCUGCACAAUCUACUGUACAAUUUGUUACAAAUCAGCUGCAAAAUUGUCACUCAGCAAUCUGAUGAUGGCCAGUCUCUUCUUGUACAUUUAUAGAAUACUUAAUAUCGAUAAUUCCAGUACUUUUAUGUGUUAAUAAUAUUUAUUAUGCUUUUGUAUAUGCAGGAAACCACUCAGAGGGCCUGCAGCAAUAAUGACACUAUUAUUAUUAUUAUUAUUAUUAUUAUUAUUAUUAUUAUUAACGUUCCACUUUCUCCAUAACAUUGGAUAAACCGCAGACACCUGAGCCUGUCAUAAUGAGCAUCUUCUCUUUUAGUCAACUGUUUGGAUAGACAUGUCCACAAAGCCCCCAAUAAAGUUGCCCUGAUCUGGGAGAAAGAUGAGCCUGGGCAAGAGGAACGGAUUACAUACAGGUAAUUACUUGCCUUUUUGCACACCCAGACAAGGGAGGGGGAGCUGCAUUUAAAAACUAUUCAGUUUUCUAAUAUGUGUGGACAUUAUUCGUCUGGAGAAAAUGCCACAAUGCAGUCAGUUUAUAGUUCCCAUUCCAUAAUGUUAAGCUCAGCCUGCAAGUUGCAAUGAUGUUCUUAAUAUUGCAAUGCUGUGUCUUAAUAUCAGAACUCAAAUUUCAGUAUAUAAAGUGAUACUUUUUAGGGAUGGGCAACCUGUGGCCCUCAGGGCCGUCUUAAGCAUAUCCGGUGCUGUGGUGCAAAGGUCCCUUCGGCGCCCCCCCUUUCCCAGAGUUGUCGACCUUUUCCCAAGCCUCUGCGGGGAUCAUUCUCUUUCCACAGAGGCUUGGGAGGCAAGCUGCCUGCCCGCCAGCCAUAUGGUUGACGGGGCACAGAUGGCGAGCGUGCAGGGAAAGGGGAAGCCAAUGGCAAAGGUGCACAGCUCCUUCACUCACUGGGGCGUCCCUGAGAGGCCAGCGCCCUGGCGCAACACGCCACUAAGCCCAAUAGGAAAGACGGCUUUGGUGGCCCUCUAGAUGUUGCUAGACUCCAGCUGCCAUCAGAGCAGGGCUACUCCAGUGUGGUGUAGUGGUUAAGAGCAGUAGACUCAUAAUCUGGGGAACUGGGUUCGCUUCCCCGCUCCUCCACAUGCAGCUGCUGGGUGACCUUGGGCCAGUCACACUUCUCUGAAGUCUCUCAGCCUCACUCACCUCACAGAGUGUUUGUUGUGGGGGAGGAAGGGAAAGGAGAAUGUUAGCCGCUUUGAGACUCCUUCGGGUAGUGAUAAAGCGGGAUAUCAAAUCCAAACUACUACUACUACUACUACUACUACUCUUCUUCUUCUUCUUCUUCUUCUUCUUCUUCUUCUUCUUCUUCUUCUUCUUCUUCUUCUUCUUCUUCUUCUUCUUCUGUUUUAUACCAAGGGGGAAAAAGUUCCCUCUAGCCCAGUAUGACAUUAGCCUUCCAUAUCUUCCUUAUUCCUCUUACUUUUGAUGGAAGAUACAAGGGAGUCAGUGCUAAAGCUCAUAAAUGUGGUGCUCUGUAGUUAUUGUCCUUAACAUGAUUCAGAAGAGACUGGUGGUUUUUUUUUAAAGAGGGUAUCUAAACAACCAGGUGUUUUCUUUGGACAGAGAAUUGCUAGAGAUGACAUGCCGCCUUGGGAACACCUUGAAGCGACAUGGAGUGAAGAAAGGUGACCGAGUCACCAUUUACAUGCCCCCGUGUCCGAUGGCUGUGGCAAGUAUGUUAGCCUGUGCCCGAAUUGGAGCAAUACACACAGUGGUAUUUGCUGGAUUCAGUUCCGUUGCAUUGGCUGACAGGAUCCAUGAUGGUAAGAGCCUCCUUCACUGAGGACUGUACACGUCCUUUUCUUCAUUUUUCUUUUACUAACUUUAUAUACAGUCUCAGGGACCAACUGAGUGUGCAGAAAUAGUGAUUUAUAUGCAAAUAUUUCUGCCGUCAAUGUUCUCCUACCAAAAGUCCUUAGAGCACUCCAUCCUCCAGUCUUGAUGGAAAGAAAAGUAUGGAAAGGGGUGUCUUUUUAAAAAACUAAAAAAUCAUUUUAAUCAUGAUACUUUUUCCCUCCCUUCUCCUGCGUUGUAAUCUUCCAACCCAAGCCUGAUCCCAACAGCACUGUAGAGCUCAUGGCAGGCUGUGGAAUUACUUUAUAACAAAGCACAUUUGUGAAGGAAUCCCUACCAGCAUCAGGAAGGGAUUUUCUAGAGGAAGGAAUUCACCCCCUAUAUAUAAAGUACUUGAGCUGUGAAGAAAGUGCAAAAAAGAAGAAGUAAAGGACCCCUGGACAGUUAAGUCCAGUCAAAGGCGACUAUGAGGUUGUGGUGCUUAUUUUACUUUGAGGCCGAGGGAGCCAGUGUUUGUCCACUGACAGCUUUCUGGGUCAUGUGACCAGCAUGACUAAACCACUUCCGGUGCAAUGGAACACCAUGAUGGAAACUAGAGUCCGCAGAAAUGCCAUUUACCUUCCCACCAGAGCAGUACCUAUUUAUCUACUUGCACUGGCGUGCUUUCAAACUGCUAGAUUGGCAGGAGCUGGGACAAAGCAACGGGAGCUCACCCUGUUGCAGGGAUUCGAACCGCCUACCUUCUGAUUGGCAAGCCCAAGAGGCCCCGUGGUUAUACCACAGUGCCACCCAUGUCCCAUGCAGGGGAAAAGGGUACAGUAUGUUGUAUCUGUAUUGUUUUCUUUCAUCUUCUCCAGCUCAGUCUGAAACAGUGAUCACAGUGAACCAAGGCUUGCGAGGGGGCAAGUUGGUUGAGUUAAAGCAGACAGUGGACGAGGCUCUCGAAUUGUGUCCAAAGGUGAAGCGGGUUUUCGUUUCAAGGAGGACUGAUAAGAAGGUGCCCAUGUCAGGCCUGGAUCUGCUGCUGGAGGAGGUGAGAACCAAUACCCCACUCAUGGGCUGUAUUUGAACAUCAUUGGUGGCUCCAUAAGCCGCAGUUUAUGUAUGCUAUAAGCUAUAGAUAAGCACUGGGGCAGCCUGCUCCUCUCAUGCCUCUCUUCUCCUCCUCCCUCCCGCCAGCACAUAACAGCAUGGCAGGAGUGGUCAUUCACAGUGCUCACCUGCAAUUUCAUACAUUCAUUUAUUUAAAAUGUUUUAAUGCUGCCCUGAAAAUAUUCUAAACCUUCUCAAAGCAGUUUACAAAAAAUAAAAUAAAAAGUAAGGUAUAUUUAUAAGAUUCAAUUAGCUGAAACAUCAACAUUAAAAUAAAAUUUGAAAUACAUACGUAUUAGGAUAUCAGUACAGUGGUACCUCGGGUUACAGAUGCUUCAGGUUACAGACGCUUCAGGUUACUGACUCCGCUAACCCAGAAAUAGUACCUCGGGUUAAGAACUUUGCUUCAGGAUGAGAACAGAAAUUGCACGGCGGCAGUAGGCCCCAUUAGCUAAAUUGGUACCUCAGGUUAAGAACAGUUUCAGGUUAAGAACAGACCUCCGGAAUGAAUUCAGUUCUUAACCUGAGGUACCACUUUAACAGUGAAAACUAAAAUGGUAGAAUAUGUAAUAGAAAACCAGCAUAAAUUGAAAGACUGAAAUGUUUAAGGCCCAUUUAAGAAUAGUAAGGAAGGGAGCCAGGUAAACCUGCUAUGGAAGAGCAUUCCGUGAGGAUGGGACCAGCACACAAAAGGCCCUGCCUCUCAUGAGCUCAUAUAUCCUACUGGCAGACAUGUGAGCAGGGUCUCCAUGAUGGUUCCUAUAUAUAAUACAUUUCUGAAGCUGCUGUCAAACAUCUGGGGGGGGGGGAACCCACUAUUUUAGCCUUCUUAUAUCCAUUAUUGAGAUGUUAUUGAGGAAGAUGCAGAGGAAUCUUUAGGAAUCUGCAUUAGGAUCAUCAACUUUUUUUUUUUUAAAAAGGUGCCAAUAGCAGCUUCACCCUUUGGAGUGAGAUUUUAGCAGUAGGGGAGGGGUAUUUAAUCCUGCUUGCACAGUUACCUGAUUAAAAUUCCCCGCCCCCCUAAAGAAAAGCUCCUUUUGUUUCUACAGAAACAGAACAAUAAGGUCAAAAUGGUGUGGUAGUGUCAGACUAGACAAGAUGCUAAAUAAGUAAGUUGCAAUAACAUCUGCUUUUAAAAAGCAUAUAGAAGACAUGGGGUCUAUUUUCAUCAUUUUUAUGGGGAUGGGCCAUAGCUUAGCGGCAGAGCAUCCGGACACUUAGUGUGUAGACAAUGGCCCAAUGGUCUGACUGCAUAAGGCAGCUUUCUAUGUUUCUACCCAUAUCAGUAGGAGCGAUGGAGGCUAUACUUGUGGAGCUAAUAUACUGUCAAGCUUCUUUCUUCAGCCAUGAGAAUUUGAGAUAUGCUUAAAAAAACCCCAAAAGCUUGGGGAAGUGGGGAUGUGUGUGUGGAAAAGGUGGGCCCAGUCCCACUAAGCUUCCUUCUUAAUUUGGCCCUUGGUGCAGGGGGAAGUGAAGGAGGCCUGGGGGCUGUGAAGAGAGCCUACUGAGAGAGCUUCUCUGCUUCCUGUGACAGGAGAUGAUGAAGGAGGAUGUGACCUGUGAGCCUGCUGCCUUGGAGAGUGAAGAUUUACUGUUCCUCCUCUACACUUCAGGAAGUACUGGGAAACCCAAAGGACUGGUGCAUACCCAGGCAGGUUAUUUGCUGUACGCUGCCAUCACACACAAGGUAAGUCCACACAAGCGUACAGAGCAGAGAUAUCCCGUAACUUCACAGAGGACAAUUAAACCCCUGCUAACCUGCCAUGUCAUAUUUCCUUCUACGCAUCUGCUAUUGGAGAGCCGCGCAGGAGCUGCUGGCUAUAAUUUACUCCUCACUAAGGGAGAAUCUGGCUGGUCACAGGCUCGACAGCAACUAAGGUGACAGCAGACCCGAAGCCAGGCAUAGCGAGCAGCCUUAAUCAAAACUGGUGUCUCACCAUGAUGAAAGCUGUGUAGACACUUUGGGGAACUUGUAUUAUUUGCCUUACAGAGCUCAAAUCAAUUUCCGUACAGAUGCAGACUGGGAAAGAGCUAUGCUUAAAAGGCUUCUUGGAUGAUGAAAGCCUUCAGUAGGUGCCAAAAACAGAGACAUUACCAGUCUAAUGUUUAAGGGGGUGGAUUUCCGAAGGAUCGGUGCCAUAACACUAAAGACUCUGUUCUUAUAUGGUGUGGCGUGGACCUCCUAAUAAGUUGGUAUAUAUAAGCAGCCCUCACAAUGAUUGACUCAGGUAUAUAAGGACUGAGGCAACAUUUCACAUAUCUGUAUAGGACUUUAUACACCAAAACCAAAACCUUGAACUGACAGUAGCCCGGUCAGCCAAUGCAUUUAUUUCGACAGCAGGGUAACAUGUUGGUGAUAUCCUGCCCAAAGAGCAGUUAAGCUCUUGCAUUUCCCACCAGCUACAGCUUCUGGACCAACCUCAAGGGAGAGCCCCACAAGGAGCGCAUUGCAGUAAUCCUGCCUGGAGGUUACCAAUGUCAGCGGUCAGGAUUUCAUGGUCCAGAAACAGCCAUAUCUGUUUUACCAGACAAAGCUGGUAAAAGGCACUCCUAGCCACUGAGGUCACCUGGGCCUCCAGUGACAAAGAUGGAGCCAGGAGCAUCCUUGGAGUACAAAUGUGCUCUUUCAGGGGCAGUACAACCCCACCUAAAGCAAACAACUGAACAAUUAUCCCGACUGUAGAGUUACCUUUUCAGGGAAAAUCUAUUUAGUUUUUUAAAAGGUUGCCAAUGACUUGUUUGCAAUUAGAAUCAUAGCAUCAUAGAAUUGUAGAGUUGGAAGGGAUCCUGAGGAUCAUCUAGUCCAACCCCCUGGGAUGCAGGAAUAUGGAGCUGUCCAAAUUGGGGAUCAAACCUGCAACCUUGGCAUUAUCAGCACCACACUAACCAACAGCCUGUUUGCAGUAUUAAGCCCCCAUUACAGAUGCACUCUAAAUCCCACUGCAUUCAGUGGAGCCGACUGCCAGGUCAGUAUGUAGAGAAUUGCAAAAGUAUAGAUCAGUUCUAGAUAUGUCUUUCAAAAGUCAUUCUCACUGUAUUCAGCGGGGCCUAUUCCCAAGUAACUGUGCAUAGGAGUGUAGCCUUUCUCUGGAAGCCUGAUCCCAGGUUUACACAUUAAUAUAACUGAUAAUGGGAUUUAAUUCUGAGUAAAAAUGGUCAAUUCAGAUUGAGAAUCAAGUGAAUUCAUCAUCAUCAGAAAUUACAUUUUUAAUACUUCUAGCUGCAAUUCUUUGGCACAGAACAUAGGAGAAGGCAUCUGUGCAGUAUGUUACUUUGAGGCUACUUUGAGAGCCAGUGUGGUGUAGUGGUUAAGAGCAAUAGACUCGCAAUCUGGGGAACCGGGUUCGCGUCUCCGCUCCUCCACAUGCAGCUGCUGGGUGACCUUGGGCCAGUCACACUUCUUUGAAGUCUCUCAGCCCCACUCACCUCACAGAGUGUUUGUUGUGGGGGAGGAAGGGAAAGGAGAUUGUUAGCCGCUUUGAGACUCCUUCGGGUAGUGAUAAAGCGGGAUAUCAAAUCCAAACUCUUCUUCUUCUUCUUCUACUCUGUGAUUUGGUUCAUCCAUCUCCUAAUGUAUUAUUUUUAAAAGGAAAUGCAGACAUUAGUGGCUAUAAAUUUGAUUUCAGGAGCUGUGCUGGGGAAGGAAUACUCAACCCUUUUUUUCAUAGGCUACUAUUGCAAAUAAAAUCCCCCCUCCCCAGCUGCUUCUGCCCUGGCAGGUUCUCAUAAAAUGGAGGGGAAUAGUUUUGCUCAGAAAAAUGGCUCAUAGCGAAAGGGUUAAGCAUUCAUCCAGUGUUCAAACCUACAUUUUCCUGGAAAGGAAAAACAAAAAAAAAGUUGGAAUAUUGGCCACAGAGCUUCCAAAUGCCUUUGAAAACCACAAGAUCAGAUUGCAGUGGAUUUCUGCUUUUUUCUCCCUGCUGAAAGCAGCACUCUUGGUGAUGUCUUCAUAACGAAGCAACCCAGAGAAUGGCAAGUUUCCAUUGCAAACAUGCUGACCCACGCUCCUCUGGAAUCCUCAUCUGUCACCAGGAGGAUGACAUUGCUACAGCAACCCCAAUAACAAUAAGCUCAGAGAGUGGGGAGGGGAGAGGGCACGGGGUAUUGUUUUUCAUAACAGCUGCAGAAGCAACAGCCAGAAAACCUAGAGAGGAUACUUUUGAUAAUGAUCUGGUUUAAAAGAAGCAGGAAGUGAAACAAGAAAUGGGCCCAAUGAAAAUAAGUUUUGCCAAGUGGAUCAUCAGCCAUGCAGUCCAGUUGUUUCUGAAUAUGCUGUAACUCUAUUUUGCUCCAGGACAGCAUUAAAAAGCCAGCCACAUUUAUAGACAGGAGACUGAGCAACAGAAAUUGCAACAAGCUCUGAAAUGAUGAUUGUUGGUUACAGCAAGGAACAAUCAGGAGCACGAUGUUAAGGUUGCAGUAAUCUCUCUGGAUGCCCCAUGCCUGUCACAUAUGAUGGCAGGCGUGGGGCAGAUGAGUGUGGUUUGGGGGAAUCUCAUGAACCAGGCCUAAGGUAAAGGUAAAGGGACCCCUGACCAUUAGGUCCAGUCGUGACCGACUCUGGGGUUGCGGCGCUCAUCUCGCUCUAUAGGCCGAGGAGCCGGCGUUUGUCCGCAGACAGCUUUCGGGUCAUGUGGCCAGCAUGACUAAGCUGCUUCUGGCGAACCAGAGCAGCACACGGAAAUGCCGUUUACCUUCCCUCCGGAGCGGUACCUAUUUAUCUACUUGCACUUUGAUGUGCUUUCGAACUGCUAGGUGGCCAGGAGCAGGGACCGAGCAACGGGAGCUCACCCCGUCACGGGGAUUCGAACCGCCGACCUUCUGAUCAGCAAGUCCUAGGCUCUGUGGUUUAACCCACAGCGCCACCCGCGUCCCAGGCCUAAUUAGGCUCAAAAACAGUGUUGUCCAACCCUGCUGUUGAUAGAGCUGGUUUGCUGUGGCAAGCCAUGCAUACCCAUCGUUUGUUCAGCAGAGGAAGCGAGAAUGUCUCCUCCAGGCCUGGAGAGCAUUUCUUGAAUUUCUAAUUGUAAUUACAAGCUAUGUAAAGGAUGGAAGGACUCGGUCGGAUCAUUUUAAAGCAACAAGGGUGUUACAACUCUGGAUAAAACAAGCAUGGCCAGCAGGCCAAGCCACUUUUGCCACUACUGAGACCGAUAAUUGCUAUGAACACCACUGCACCCAAACAUUUGGUUUUUCCAUUUUGUUGUUCUAUGACAUUGCUUCCCACUGGGCUUGUUCACACAAUGCUUUUUAAAAAGAAGUAUCUGUCUCUUGGCACCGUAUUAGAAAAGUUUGUUUUACUCUAGACAUGUCUGGCCAGAGAUAUUAAAGGGAAGAAAAACAGGAAGUAUGAACGUUGGCAAGUUUUCCAGUACGGAAACAGUACCCCAACUAUAGAUAACUUUUACCCAACAGAUGUUAUGUAAACUUGUUGGGUGGGGAGGAAGUUGUUCUCAUUUCUUACAUCCCUUGCUUUUCUGCAGUAUGUGUUUGACUACCAUGAUGGAGAUGUCUUUGGCUGCAUUGCAGACAUUGGCUGGAUCACAGGGCACAGCUAUGUGGUAUAUGGCCCUUUGUGCAACGGAGGAACCACAGUCCUUUUUGAGAGCACUCCAGUGUACCCUAAUCCAGGUAAAAAACAAAACAAAACAAAACAAAACAGUAGACACAAUAAAUGGCUGUAGACAAGGCUGUUAAUGUAUGGAAGGGAUGGCCAGCUGUUGCCUUAAGGUAAAGUUGCCUUUGUAAAACCCCUUGCCAAUAAAUACAUUAAUCAAGGUGCUGUCAAUUUUUUUGCUCCAUUUCAUUCGUAAGAAAAAGGAGCAGUGAGUCACUCUGCAUACAUAUACUAGCAGAGGUUGCAUCCCAGCUUCCUUCCCUCACCAACCUUGCUUGCCCUCCAUGCCCUGCCAAGCCUCACCCCAUUGCCAACGCUUCCUCCUCCCUUUACAUUUGGACAAUCUGCUCCCUUUACAACAACACGCCAAAAAAGCCCUCUGUGGCUCACCUGGGCCGCUUGCCUGGGCAACCCACCUGCAUCUGUGUCCUCCUGUUCCCUCUUCUUCACCAGAUUCCUCCUUGCCUCACCUGAGUAGCCUGUCCAUGUGUCCACCCAACCAUGGGAGUGCUCAAAUUUAAAAUUAAAUGAAUAAAAGCUUCUGUGGUGUUUUUUUAAGUUUUGUUUUUUUUAGGUGAGUCACAGUUGGAGCGGUCAGUAAAACAAAAAUGGAACAAUUUAUUUAUUUUAAUUAAUGGGGGGGCAUGGAAGACCAAAAAAGCCCUUUGGUAUCACAGUGAGGGACCUCGAUAGGGAGAACUAGAUGGUGGGGGGCCGGAUGCAGCCCAAGGAUCAUGGAUUAGAUAAAGAAGAAGUUGUCAAGUUAAAGAGAGGCCAAUUGGCCCGUUGAGAAUUAUGCUCAUUCAUGUCAAGUUGGGCUUCACGUGCUUGAAAAAUACAACAAAGCUUCCUGUUUCCAGCAGUGGAAAAUGGCUGAUCCCACACAAUCGGACUUCAGCCGUUCCGAUAAUUCAGGGCUGAUAUGGGGGUAAUUAGCCCUGGCAGCCUCCCCAGGGCAGGGGAGGGCUGUCUCAACGACCUGCGGUCUGCCCCAGAUUGCCGAUGUGGCAGACAGCAGGGGCACUGGGUCACGGAACUAGGGACGGCUGACACUCCUGCGACGCCACCCCAUAGCCGGACGCAUCUGUUUGGGAAAAUAUAAAGAUUUGGAAAACAAACAGACACGCUCUGAAUUGAAGAAGCUGGAAAAACCUGCAGUAUGUACAGUCUCUGGUGCAAAAGAUCGAACUUCAAAGAGAUCCUCAUCAUGACGUUUGGAAUGUGGAGGGGCUUGGUAUGUAAAAAAAACCAUUCUUUUAUCCUUAACAUCAACAAUCCGUAAUGCAUGCCAAGUCUCAUUAAGAACUUAAAUUGCUCUUCAAAAAGUGAGUUCAGAUGGACUUUUAUAUAUAAUUGGGAUCUACUCGCAGCCACUUCUCUUCUAAGACCGGAAAUGUCUGUUAAAGACGAAAACAAAGGACAAAGGACAAAAUGGCGUCUCCCACCACGUCGUUAUUGAAUAUCUGAAAUACCUCCCUGAUUAAGAGAAACAGGAGCUAACGGAUGGUUGGUUAUAAAGACUGGAAACAAUAUUACAUAUACAACUGUUUGCAAAAAGAUGUUUUUUUUGAUUACGAGCGAGAGAGAGGGCUAAAUGGAUGUCUGGCAGCCCCCCUCUAGGGCCCGGAGGGGGGACUGGGAAGAUUCCAAAGGCCAAUUGCUAACUGUCUGAUAUAUGGCUACAUUGCAAACAGUCUGUUUAAGAUAAAUCAACAAGGAGGGUACAGAAGGAAAUUUCUCUCUGUUUCUUUGAUAACACCUGGACAGGAAAGAUUAACGAUCUGGGAGCUGCCAAAAUAACAACUCUCAAAGAGCUGGACAGAACUUUGAAAUUGGAUGCAAUUAAAUGAAGCGGUGCGAUGAAAAAACAGUGCGAUGAAGGAGUACAAUAUACGGACAAAUCUGCACUCCAUAGAAAGAAAAAAAAGUAUCGGUUUUCUGACAUGAAUGAGGAUCGUAGAACCAGAGUCAAAAUGUGGAAGGGAAAAAUCGGACAUGGAAUUAUGAAUAACAUUGAGGAUGAUGAGAGGCAGGACUAUGAUGUUGAAUGCGCUUCGAAAUUCAGACCGUGGGAAGUCAAAACAAAAUUAUUACAAUUUGGAAGACAAUUGGACCUUUUUUAUUUUAGUUUUUUAUUUUUAUUGGAUCUGAUUUGAUAUGUUAAUUGGAUGUUUUUAUUGGAAAAUUAAUAAACGCUUUAAAAAAAAUAAAAUACAACAAAGCAUGGCUAAUUCAAACACAGGGGAUAAUGACCACUUCCUGAGGUAACUGGUUUCAUCUUUUUAUUUCAGGACGUUACUGGGAAACGGUGGAGAGGUUAAAGAUAAAUCAGUUCUAUGGAGCCCCUACAGCUAUUCGCCUACUGCUUAGAUACGGGGAUGAUUGGGUAAAGAAAUAUGACAGAUCUUCCCUCAAAAUCCUUGGAUCAGGUAGCUAUUGCACUGGAUCUUUGCACUCCUAUUCAUGGCAAAGCCACAUAAAAUAAUAACCAAGUUUACAAAUUUGGUCCAAUAUUUCGCAGGAGGUGGAUUGAUGGAAUCUGUGGUGCCCUCAGGUCAGGACUUUGGGGCAGAGGUCCAAGGCAGACUUGAGUAGGAGGGCCCCCAAACACAUCGGAGCUGGCUUAUCACACUUUGAAGUACCUGCAGUAAUCCACAUGGCCAUCUAAAGAGCUCCUCACCCAAGACUAUUCAAGUCCAGAGCCUAAAAUUACACAACAGCUCUGCUGGGUGGAAUGUGGAAAUGAUCAGACAGAUCCAAAUAUAUUUAUAUACUACAGUGGUAUCUCGGGUUACAGACACUUCAGGUUACAGACUCCGCUAACUCAGAAAUAUUACCUCGGGUUAAGAACUUUGCUUCAGGAUGAGAACAGAAAUCAUGCUGUGGCGCGGCGGCAGCGGGAGGCCCCGUUAGCUAAAGUGGUACCUCAGGUUAAGAACAGUUUCAGGUUAAGAACGGACCUCCAGAAUGAAUUAAGUUCUUAACCCGAGGUACCACUGUACUACUGCUUCACAGAGAAUAUAUAAGGGAAUGCAAAAAGAACUGGCUGACAAGAGAUUUAAUUUAUUCCAUUGGACAGGGUGUUGUGACGUCUAAAGCUUGCAGGCGCUUCUUUCUUACAAGCUUUUUGCUUCUUUUCUUCCUCUUGCAGUGGGAGAACCUAUCAACACAGAAGCAUGGGAGUGGUACUUCAAAGUGGUCGGAGAUGGACGGUGCCCUGUAGUUGAUACCUGGUGGCAGACAGGUAGGAAGACUAUCAUUUUACACAACUUGUUAAGUAGGAUCUGAAGAGAACCCGUGCAGUUUUGGUUAUUUGCACAUAGGGAUGUAUUCAAUCAAUCAAGAAACCUGUCCCAGCAAAAGAAAAAUGGAUACAAAAACUUAUGGAAUAUGCAGAAAUGGCAAAACUUACUGGAAAAAUAAGAAAUCAAGAUAGCAAACAUUUUAUAAAAGGAUGGAAAUGGUUUAUUGAAUAUUUACAAACAAACUGUAAACAGAUAUGAACAGUGGCAGGAUUAUUGUAAUAGCCUGCAGAGUAUAUAUUUAAAGUAGAUGAAUAAAUGAACAAAUUAAGUUAAUUUGGAUAUGCAGAAAAUAUUAAAAAUAAAUUUAAGGAACUACAGAAGGAGGGGGAAGGAAGUCAAGUUUUGAAAUGUUAAAAUAACUGUAUAAUUAUUGAAAUGUAUAAACCUGAAAAUCAUUCAUUCAUUCAUUCAUUCAUUCAUUCAUAAAUGAAUGAAUGAAUGAAUGAAUGAAUAAAUAAAUAAAUAAAACGAAUGAAUGAAUGAAUGAAACUUGUAUUCUCCCCAUGCUCCUUAUGAAGACCAGUGGCUCAGGCCUUUCUUGACAUUCUUAACACAGGAAAAGCAUAUUUGCCUUUUGCAUACAAAGAACUGGAGAUCAUAGAAAUGUUUUCUUGUUAGCAUUCUCUUACUGACCAGAUUUCAAGGGUGUUGAAGUUUUGUUUUGUUUUGUUUUGUUUUGCUUAGAAACUGGAGGCAUCUGUAUUGCUCCUCGACCUUCAAACCCAGGUGAUGAGAUUCUUCCAGCCAUGGCCAUGAGACCAUUCUUUGGCAUCAAACCUUCCCUUUUGGAUGACAAAGUAAAUUUCAUUUCCAUCUAUCUAUCUAUCAUCUAUCUAUCUAUCUAUCUAUCUAUCUAUCAUCUAUCUAUCUAUCUAUCUAUCUAUCUAUCUAUCUAUCUAUCAUCUAUCUAUCUAUCUCUCAUCUAUCUGUCUAUCUAUCAUCUGUCAUCAUCCACUUUUAUGUAAAUUCUCGGUCAUGUAAACAGCAAUCAAUAUUAAAAACUAACAGACACACAUGAGCAAGAAUCUCAGUCUAAUGUGGCUUGUAGGUCAAGAUUUUUGGAAGGAUCAAGCAGAAUUUGAGAUCAGGAAUCUACCGAAUCUACCGGAAUGCUGAAUUCCAAGCUACUUCCUUGGUUGCACAGCAUGAGCUAGAUGUGCAGAAUACAUUACAUUGUAAUUCAUUCAUUUAUUUUUUAAGAGAACCCCAUAUUUCUUGUUUUCAAGGGAAAACUCUUAACACAGAAUGAUGUCUCUGGAGCACUUUGCAUUUCUCAGGCAUGGCCAGGCAUGGCCAGGACCAUAUUCAAUGACCACCAGAGGUUCGUGGAGACCUACCUGACGCCUUACCCAGGUACAGAAUUGUAGAGAGGGAAAGGGAAAAGGAGAGCAGUGAAGGGUUAUUGCCAUGGGUUCAAAGAACGGGUUCUUUAGGGCAUAUGUAUUCAAGAGGCUUGUGGAACCAGAGAAAACUGGGGUACAAUUUCUUAGUCAAACUAAGGACACAACACCAUCCACCUAAUUGCCUGAACAAGUUUUUAGAAGUAAAUAGCAGGUACUUGGGGCCUGAUCUGGAUCCUGGCAGGGGUAGAGGGCCUCUUGCUAUCCCCUUGUGAAAGCGAUGAGUAGAGAACAUACUGAACAUGUACCUGUAGCGGCACAUUGCAACAGAAGAUCUGUUAUGAAUAACAAGUGUCUUUCAGUGAAGCUCUUCUCCCCAUGGAAGAACUCCAGGAUCCCCCAAGCUAGUUUAAAAUCUAUUGCCUUCAGCAUGUUAGAAGUGAAAAUGAUGUCUUGUUUUGAUCCUCCUAGGCUAUUUUUUCACUGGGGAUGGAGCGUAUCGGACAAGCAAGGGAUACUACCAGUUGACAGGCCGUCUGGAUGAUGUCAUCAACAUCAGUGGGCACAGGCUGGGCACGGCUGAGAUAGAAGACGUUGUGGUAAGAAAUUGUGUCACAUCUAUAGUUUACUAGAUCUCACAGUUGUCACAGUUGUCUCUGCCAUGUCUUAGCAGCAGCCUAAGAAAAUAGGCAUGUGCUAUGAGCUGGCAGCUGCCACUAGCUGCUGCAGGACUGACGUCUGCAAGUGGUAUGAUGACUUGCCAGUCCUUUUACUUCGCCAAUGCUCCUCCAGCAUUCAUUCUGAGCAAGGCAGGGAGGGGAUGACAGUAAUUGAGAAUGCAAAACAAAUUUGAUAACCAGAAGGAUGUAAAUGAAUGUCUCCGUUUUUAUUUAUUUGGUAAACUAAACAGUGAAUCCCAGUUGCAGAAUUUGUGAUUUCUACUCACAGAAUUCAGCAGGUACUGGAAUCUCAAAUGGCUCAACUAAUAAUUUACUGAAGUCACCUCAGGGAGACUUUAGUGUUCUGCUAAAAUGGGCUUAGAAGAAAAGGUCCUGAACUACAAGACUUCAGAAGAGGUGUCACAGCAUUGUUAGUUACCAAAGUAUACCUAUGAUUGCUUCUCUUCUCACAGUUGGACCACAUUGAUUUUCUGAAGAUGUCAUCUCACACAGUACAUCAUUCCCUGGUAGCAUUCUUUGCUUGAAAGCAUCUUCAGCUUAAUAUUCUGACUUACCCUAUACUUUUGUCCUAUAGCGUAAACAUUCAGAGGUGGUACUUGGUCCCAUUUUACAACUGGUGUAUCUGAUCUGUAUUAACAGUGAUAAAUAGUAAAGUAGGGACUGGGCCUAUCACAGCCUUUUACCCUGUCAGGAGCAAGGCCAGAGCUCAGGGAUGAUGGGAGUUGUAGUCCAACAACAUCUGGGGACCCACAGGUUGAGAACUGCUGCUUUAAGUGAAUCUUACCACAGACCUGCUUGUGUUUCAGAAUAAGCACGGGGCAGUGGCAGAAUCAGCUGUGAUUGGAUUUCCUCACAAGAUCAAAGGAGAAGGUGAGCAAUUCAAGUCUAGAUGCUAAUGCUUGCACCCCCUUGAGUGGCUCUCCAGUGGGAUUUUUCUUUGCACGUUUACGGCAUUAUUGGGAAGAGUAAACAGAAGCAAAGAGAAGGAUCUCACAGCAUCCACAUGGGAACUUCUAAUGGUAGUUGGAGUGAGUCCCUGCUUAUAUCUAUUCCUGGGGUUCCAAGACUGUGGGGACGGGGGAGGGGGGGACACCAGUGGUCUGUGAACAUUCAAGCAUGCUGUGGAUUUGUGGUGGAAGAUGGGCGACUGCACACCAUUGUAUUAAAAAUUCAUAGGCUCUUCAGUUGCAAUUUAUAUUGCUGUUUUUAUUUCUUAUACAGUGGUACCUCGGGUUAAAUACUUAAUUUGUUCCGGAGGUCCGUUCUUAACCUGAAACUGUUCUUAACCUGAAGACCACUUUAGCUAAUGGGGCCUCCUGCUGCUGCCGCCGGAGUACGAUUUCUGUUCUCAUCCUGAAGCAAAGUUCUUAACCUGAAGCACUAUUUCUGGGUUAGCAGAGUCUGUAACUUGAAGCAUAUGUAACCUGAAGCGUAUGUAACCUGAGGUACCACUGUACUGUAUUUUACUGUACUGCAGCUUGAAUUCUAUAUGGAAUUCAAGUUGCAAAACAACACAACACAUAAUAAAUAAAAGCAAUUAAAAAAUCACACAGCUUCUAGCACCGCACGUUACAAUUGCUGCAACAGGCAGGAAAAAAAAGGGGGGGAGUGGUCUGCCAAGGCCCUACUUAAUUUUCAAGUGGUCCGUGGGAAAAAAGGUUUGGGAACCACUGAUCCAGUUUAUUCAAGCCUUGACAGGGAGAAGUGACAGAGACCAGCUGUUGAAAAGACGUGCAGUGGGCUAGGGAAGGAUGGCGAGAACAGAGGAAAAGAAUGUACAGUAGCCAAAAGCUCCCAGACUUCCACCUGCAUGUCUGCAGAGGCCUAUUUUAUUGUACGGAGCACAUAAGGCUGUCGAAUUGAUCUUGUAACACAAGCCUGAACUUUUUUUUACAGCACAAAAUAAUAUAAAUAAAUAAAUAAGGAAGAUAAUUAUACCCCACUCUUCUUUUUAUUAUUUAUCUAUGUAUUCAUUCAUUUUUUAUUUAUAUUAUUUACAAGCAACUGCCCUCUUGCGCACGAUCAGCGCCACGUGCUCCUGCUAACACACAUGCCCAAAACGGCACUGAAAGGGGGUGGAAUGGGGCAGGGUGGGAACAGGGCAGGAAUCUCUGCUUGUGUGUGUCCUGGUGAUGCGCACAUGUGGCCUGGAACAGAAACCUUGCGCGGGUGGGAAUUCCCCUGUAUUAAAUUUAUAAACCGUCCUUCAUCCGAAGAUCUCAGCGUGGUUCACAAGACAAAAUGUAAAUGCAUCACUCACAGUUGCACGCAUAUAUAUUUUAAAUCGCAUGGGACAAAUCAACAAAAGAGACUGGGUCAGCAAUUAAAACAAAGUCACAAAACCAAAUAAAAGGGAUUGCAUAUUGAAGCCUCCUUGCAGCAUACUUCUUACUUUGGCAUGGAAGUAAUUGCUGAAGCUCCCGGCCACGUGAAUCCACACUGAAACUUUCCCCCCUGGAAACUGGAGUGUGGCGUUUAUGACAUUACCUUUGCUACAUGAGCAGCAGCUGCUUGGCAGGAGGUGCCGUGCCACAAAAAGUAACACCCGAAGGGGCUUUUCGCUUCCAUUUUACUGACACCAAGAGAUGGCAGAGGGUUAUGACAGGAGUAGAAGCGGCAGUCUGCUUUGGCAGGCACUUCUACGCAUGCUGAUGGCGCAUCCUUCUCCUGGCUUCCUCUUUCCACAGGUGCCUAUGCCUUCAUUGUGCUGAAGAAGGGCUCUAAUCUCUCUCAAGAGAGCCUGGCCUCCGAGCUUCGAGGGCUCGUCUCAAAAGAAAUUGCAAAGUAUGCAGCACCGGAAUAUAUUCAGGUAACAAUCUGAGCGAUUUUCCUCUUCCGCAAAUUUCCAUCACUUUGCGCUACAUAGUGCUUAAUGUUCAGGGAGGGAUUUAAGGUGACUGUUCUAUCAGCGCAGACAUUUCAGCUUCCCAGGAGGAACAACCCCCCCACUUCUCAGCGCCCUGUGCAGAGUUUCUGGGGCUGCCUUGACCACCCAAGAGCCAAUUUGGGUGUGCAUGCGCAGUGGGGAGGUUGCACUAACGGAAGCCUUUGUGCAGGCUUCCACUAGCGGGACGAGUUAAUUGAAUCCAGUUAAGGGCAGGAUCUAGGGUAAAAAGCAUACAAACCAGCUGUGUAACCACUGCAGUAAUAUUUCUAAAUAUUUUUUAAAAUGGGCUAAAGUAUUCAGAUCCUUCCAUUCUCACUGCUGGUUUCCUCUAGAACAGCAGCAAUGGCCACAUUAAGGAUCUUGUGGGUUCCAAGAGUGCCUUUAGGAUGCAUCAGUUCCCUUCCAACAUGCCCUGCAUACAUUUCAUGUUAUGAGAGCAAAUACAUGUGUGUAGACUGCCUUGAGCAAGUUUUACUACAUAUACUUGAAUUUAUAUCCCACCCUUCCUCCUAGGACCUUAGGGUGGCAUGGAUAUUUAUUGACUUCUCUCUCCCCUUUUUUAAUUCUCACAACAACCUUGUGCUAUGUUAAGGCUUGGAGAUAGUGGCUGGCCAAGGAUGGUUCAUGGCCAAGUGGGGAUUUGAAUUUGGAUCUUUCCAGUAUUAAGUCUGGCACUGCACUAGUCUGGGCUCACUCUGACACAUAGCAUGAUAGCUCCUAAAAGCCUAAUUUGCCUCAGUUCCAAAUACAGUUGUAUCUUGGAAGUCGAACGGAAUCCAUUCUGGAAGUCUGUUCGACUUCCAAAAUGUUAGAAAACUGAAUUGUGGCUUCUGAUUGGCUGCAGGAAGCUCCUGCAGCCAAUCAGAAGCCAUGGAAGCCCCAUCAGACGUUCGGGUUCCAAAACAACAUUCAUAAACCACAACAAUACUUCCAGGGUGUUCAGGAUUCAAGUUACGACUGUACUGCCUUCUAAGAGCUGGCCAAAUUGCUGUUGCUCUAAAAGCUAGGAUUCCUUCCUAAGGGCAAUGAGCAAGAUGAGGGUUGAGGGAUUGCCCUGAGGAACUAGUGGGAGGAGUAUGGCUGCAGCAGAGUUCCAGAUGCAAACGUGUGUGUGUGUGUGUGUGUGACUUCAAGUACAUUUCACUUUCUCAGGUUAAUGUCAGCAAUGUACACUUCCCAGCCUUGCUCUAACCCUUGUUUUCUGGUUCAGGUUGCUCAACGUCUGCCCAAGACUCGCUCAGGGAAGAUUAUGAGGCGAGUUUUGAAGAAGAUUGUAGAAAACAAAGCAGAUGAGCUGGGAGAUCUGACAACCUUGGAUGAUCAUGAGGCACUGAAAGACAUCAUUGAGGGACACAAGCAGAUUCAGAAGCAACAGCAGGGGCGGUAGCUCAAAAGCUCUCUCAACAGCCUAAAGGAAGCAUCGCUCAGAGUAUUUUGCAAGCAGCAGCUAUUCCACACUUGUUAUCCCUUUCAGAAGAGGGAGUUCAUUCACUGUGAGUGAAAGAAUUCCAAAGCAACCAUCAUUUUCCAAGACGGGGAAAGAAUGUGCUUAUUAAGGCUGGACACAAAGUCUCUUCCCUCCCUCCCUUGGACUCCCAGUUGUGUGUGGAUUCCAAGGCUUAUGUAUUGUAGCAGAAAGCUGGGGUUUUGCUUUUUUUGCAGCCGAAGUCUGCAGUGAAGAAUCUCCAAACCAAAUAAACUUCAAGUUAAAAAGAAAAUUCACACUGGAACAGAUCUGCAAGUCUGUCUACUUUACUCCAGGUUCUGGGAGGGGGGGGGAAACAGUCGGUUUUCGCCACCUGAAGCAUUCAUUGGGCAGGUAGUUAAAAGGAGAGCGGAGGCGGCAGUACGGAUGUAUGAAUAGAGAAAAGUAUACAGAAUGAUUGGAUGCUGUGCAGAUCUGGGGCCUUACCAUGACUUCUUCCAGAUUCUGGACUUCAAAACAAUAUAGGACAAACACACACGUUUUCAAGCUUUGUCUUUCACGUCACUCUUCCCUUUUAUUAUUCUAAUCCCAUAAAAAAAUACAAAUUAGUCCAAAGAAAGUAGCCCUUGCAGUUGGCAUUAGCCCACGGAUUCUCUGCUAGACAGCAUUUCCACCUGUCUCAAUGAGACACUUCAGUGAGGUCCGUCUAGACACCUGCCUCAGCUGCAGAUAUGAAUUACUGCAUGCAAUAUUACUGAAUAUAUUGCAGCCUUGUCAAUCACAUGCCUUCUAACUGCUCUGCUGGUUCAAAUGCUGACCCUCCAUGGAAACUAAAGAUGUGGAGGAAGUACACCAGGCUUCCUCAACCUCAGGCCUCCAGAUGUUUUGGGACUACAAUUCCCAUCAUCCCUGACCACUGGUCUUGCUAGCUAGGGUUCAUGGGAGUUGUAGGCCAGAAACAUCUGGAGGGCCGAGGUUGAGGAAGCCUGAAGUACACUGUUGUGGUAUGAAGGCCUGAGAUCCUCAGCACUUUCAGGCUCUUUAAUGAACGCUUAUUUAAACAAAAAUAGGUUCAUCGGGUGAAGGGGAAAUCUGUGUAUAAUAUAUGCUUCUGGUAAACUUCCAAAACAGAUAUGUAUUUUCACACUUGUGGGCAACCAGGAGCAAGGCAGAGAUAGAGAUCUUCCCACAUGGAGGCUCCUGGCUGUGGCAACGAGGCAGAAGCUCUAAUACUGAAACAAAUACAUCCUUCUCAGUCUCAGAUGAGAAGGAUCCUGCUCCAUUCACUGCCAGCACUGCUUCAAUGUUAUUCAAAGUUGUUUUCACUUAAAGAAGUUGCAAGGAUGGAAGCAGCAAAGGCCUCUUCCUUCCUUCUGGGAGAGAUCUUGAGUGGGAGACGCAGCAGUCAGAACAGUGGACUGGUAGCCAUUUAUACAGAAAGGCCAAGGGGGGGGGGAGGAGUUUAAAUCCCCCUGCUCUUUCACAGUAUAAGCUGGAGACCUUUGGGUCAAAGAAGCCUUAAUGCACCUGCUGGCUUUGAAGUCCUGAAAUAUUUCAGAUACAUGCUUCCUGUAAAAGGUGUGUUCAUUUCAAGGCACUUUGGUAUGUGACCCAGCUGAGGCUUUAGUUGCAUUCUUUUUUGCUGUUGUCCAUGACAAGUCAGAGAGUGGCUCAGUCUUUCUUUACUCUGCUGAGCUCCCAUUUACCUUCUCCGUACAGGUUCAGACGCCAACUGUGAAACUGAAAAUAGAGAGUAAGUACAGAAACAGAGAGCUAUGGCUUUAAGAGGGAUUUUGCCAUCCACACACACACACCACUGGCCCCUUGAAAAUAAAACCUUAUCUGUCCCAGCAGUUCUGCUCAGACAGAUUGACUCCACACCACCCUACCUUUUCCAGGCUCUUGCGAUGUCCCACGCUGACCAGAGUCAUUCCCAGGUGUGCACAGAUCCUGUACAGCUCAUCCUCUGCAUCCUCUGUGAGUGCGCUGGUAGCUUCAUCCAGCACUGCAAGCAAAAAACAACAACACCCAUACGGGAAUCCUCUCAAUAUGGCACCAUCCAAGUCUCUUCCUCUUGAAUAAAGUGUGACAAAUUUGCAAAGUGAUAGCUGUUCACCAGUCGUUUUCCAUUACAAAAGGCAACCUGAACACUCUCUACAUACUGGGCUGGUACAAUGGAGAGUUCUGACCCUCUAAACCAGCAAGAAAAUAUAAGCCAGUUACAAAGCUGAGGAAAAGAGGCAGAUUGGGAUGGUUAGAUUAGAAGUUGUGGUGCCUGCCAUCAGUAAAAUCACAGGCAGUAGCCAACAGGUAGCCAAUGGCCCCUGUGCUACCUUCUUCUGCACAACAUUCCAUCUCAUAACGCUGGCUAUUCAGGGAUUGUCCGUGGUCAAGGUAAAAAGCAAAGCAGGGAGCCCCAUAAUUAAGGAACUCAGAAAGAAACACCUUCCUCACCUGCAUACUGAGGCUGGAGAUAGAAAAGUCGGGCAAAGGAGAGCCUCUGCAUCUCCCCUGGAGACAGAAUAUCAUACCUGCAGCAAAGGCAAAACAAUCUGUGAUUAGAACAACCUUGCAGCUCAAGACUUGCCCACAGCAAACAACAGGAGCCCCACUGUCACACUAAGCAGCCUUACCAGUUCCAGUCCACUGGCUGGUCCAAACCACCUGUCCUGGCUAGCAAAUCAGACUGCAUAAAAAAGAAGGUGAAAAACAAAUUAUUCCAGCCUUGGUCAAGAGGUGGACACAGCCAUAAGGACAUUUUCUGUCUUAAUCCUGCCCACCCAUUGCCAGCUGGUAAUUAGUGUCAUCUUGUCAUUUUUGUUUUGCUCCCAUGCCUUCUAUAUAAUCAUCAUGGUCAUCAGAACUUCUGUUGCUUUUGCUCAUACGAUGUACAUAAACCAGGGCUUAAUUUGAGCCAGAGCUCAGCUUUGGAAGCAGUUUUUAAUAUAGUUGCCCAUGUUAGGGGACAUUCGGCACAGAAACGUGUGUAUACCUUUAAGAAGUUUCUGGGAUUAAUUGGCUGCAGCUGGCCGUGGCUAUAAAGGGAAAAAGCUGAGUUUUGUGGCCUGCCUGCAGGAAUAACACCCACCAGAGUUUGUGUUUAUUGUUUAGUAAUAAAGUCUUCGUUUUAGUUUGGGUUUUU
Podarcis lilfordi (Lilford's wall lizard) is the source of this 24265-nucleotide messenger RNA. The record is from the annotation of a GenBank genome assembly. Lineage: Eukaryota; Metazoa; Chordata; Lepidosauria; Squamata; Lacertidae.